Rhopalosiphum maidis (corn leaf aphid) is the source of this 2589-nucleotide messenger RNA. RefSeq names its product zinc finger protein 271-like. The record is from RefSeq and is a predicted model, not a curated record. The transcript is spliced from 5 exons. NCBI's taxonomy places the organism in Eukaryota, Metazoa, Arthropoda, Insecta, Hemiptera, Aphididae. Gene Ontology annotation, molecular function: DNA-binding transcription factor activity, RNA polymerase II-specific; RNA polymerase II cis-regulatory region sequence-specific DNA binding. The coding region runs from base 668 to 1945 and encodes 425 amino acids. Gene Ontology annotation, biological process: regulation of transcription by RNA polymerase II.
AUAACGAGACACGAUGUUUUAAAUUUUAAUAUAAUACAUUACAUUUAAUGCUAAUCAACAACGUCUAAUUGUUCAAUGCUUUUCGUAGCCAAAUCUUAACUCUGUUUAUUUGUAUUACUUGUUGGUGAUUUCCAUUAACCAUAUAUCAUUAUUCAUGUUUCUUGGAUACCUUAACUGGUUCUUAUGUACUCAACCAUUCAGAUUCUUGCACACACUGCGAUGGUAACUGUAGAGUUCAAUAGUUGUAUCAGCUGCAUUUUAAGGCUAUUGUGGCGAUACCGUCAAAACAGUAUAAUUUUUCUGCCACCGCUAUAAAAAAGAUAAACAAAAAAGGAAUAUUUAAAUACAAAAAUACAAUGGAUCUUAUUAUCACAGAAGAAAUGUGUUUCAUACAUUCUACAUUCACAGUUCUUGAUAAAAUCAUUGUAAUGAGACAUAAUAAUUCUCCAAUUUGCUUGUUAGUACAAUAAAAAUGUUAUAACAGUCUUUUUUUAAACAGGAAUACAACAUGCUGACUCACAACUAAUCAACAAAUUACAAACCAUCGUCUUCAAAACUGUAAUACCUAGAUUAUCUAGUUACUGCGUUGUUGUACGAAAAAUAAAUACGAUUUGCAAAAUCCAAUAAAAUACGCGGGACGACGUUUGUGGCGGAACGAAUAACUAAUAUGAGCGAUCUUCCUGGUAGUUCGAAAAGGCGUGUUGGCGAUAAAUCGUUCACAUGCAACAUUUGCAACAUGACGUUCACUCUAAGCAGCCAUCUUAGCAAGCACCGGCGAACACACACAGGCGUAGAGCCGUACCCAUGUGAUAUUUGUGAUAAAUCGUUUGCCGAUAACAGCCAUUUGAUGAAGCAUCGACGGACACAUGCGGUGGAGAAACCACACACGUGUGAAUUUUGCGACAUGUCUUUCGCUCAAAUCAGGCAUUUGAAUAAACACCGGCGAUCGCACAUGGGUGAUAAACCAUUCCCGUGCGACAUGUGUGACAAAGCGUUCGCUGAUAACAGCCACUUAACUAGACACCGACGGACUCAUACUGGUGAGAAACCUUACCCGUGUGGCGUGUGCGAUAAGUCAUUUGCUGAUAGUGAUGGUCUGACGAAGCACUGGCGGUGGCACACGGGUGAAAGACCUUACCCUUGCAAUGUGUGUGAAAAGUCGUACGCUGAUAGCAGUAGUCUAACGAAGCACCGGCGGUCGCACACCGGUGAGAAGCCAUACUCGUGUGAUGUUUGUGACAAGUCAUAUUCUCAAAGUAGCCAUCUGACAAAGCACCGACGGACUCACAUAACUGAUAAACCGUUCCCGUGCGAUAUGUGCUUUAAGUCGUUCACCGAUAACGAUUUUCUUAUAAAACACCGGCGGACGCAUACGGGCGAAAAACCAUACCCCUGUGACGAGUGUGACAUGUCGUUCGCUCAAAGUAGCAAUCUGACAAAGCAUCGGCGGACGCACACCGGCGAAAGACCAUAUCCAUGUGACAUAUGCGAUCAGUCGUUUGCUGUUAGCGCAAGUCUUACUAAGCAUCGGCGGACGCAUACCGGCGAAAAACCAUAUCCGUGUGAGGUGUGCGAUAAAUCGUUCGCUGAUAGUGGAAGUCUGACAAAGCACCGCCGGAUACACACAGGUGAAAAACCUUAUUUAUGUGACAUAUGCGAUAAGUCGUUCGCUAUUAACGGUAAUCUGACGAAGCAUCGCCGGAUACACACGGGUGAGAAACCUUACUUAUGUGAUGUGUGUGAUAAGUCAUUUGCUGAUAGCAGUGGUCUGACGAAGCAUAAGCGUACGCAUACGGGCGAGAAACCUUACACGUGUGACGUGUGCGAAAAGUCGUUCAGUGAUAGCGGUACUCUGAAAAAGCACCGGCGAAUAAAGCAUACGCAACCAGAGCAAUCAAUUUUGGCAAACAUGUUAAAAGAUGUUACGACUAUAACCAAUGCAUGAUUGUGGAAAAAAUUAUAUUUUUAAUGUUAACAAUACUAUUACCGCGAUUUCGCCAAAAGUUAUAUUUAUUAGUUAGUAAAUUCACAUUGAUAUAAAAGGUGAAUACAAAAAGGGUAAUAGGACGAUCGCCCCUUCUAUUUAUGUUGAUUCUUGAUAAAUUAAAAUAUGUAUUGAUUUAAAAUUCUAGUUUUCAAAAUUAAGUACAUAUACAUUGUAUUAGAACUUAUGUAUUUAGUUAUGGUAGCAUAAAUACUAUUAUCAGGGCCGGAUCUAGAGGAGAUUAUUAAUAACAGUGGCAUAUUAGAUGGGAGCUGAAUUAUAAGAGAACGCUAAUUUUAUACUUUGCUCCAGGUAAAAAAUAUGCUUGAUUUGGUCCUGAUUAUUACACUAAAUAUUAAAAGGACGUAGUACCCGCUGUAUUGUCUCCGUCUUACACACGUGAGACAUAGCAACUUUUGUUCACCAGUUUCAAUAUUGUGCUGUUAGUUUUGAUAUUAGAAUGACUGACCUACUAUAAAAUUUUAAGAUAAGAUUAUUAUCCAUGGCCCCACAUUGCCUUUUAUUGAUAUUGUUAUUUUUAAGUAAGUUAUGAUCAUUUAAAAAUGUACAGUUUCAAAAACAUCAUAACUUACUUAAAAAUAAUU